AAUAAAUUUAUUUUCAGAAAUAUGGGAUUUUUCAGUCGUCUUGUCUGCAAUAAGGCUGCCAAUACCAGCAGUCUGUUACUAUCUGCUAAUGUUGGAGCUUGGGGUGCUUGGACCUUAAAUGGAACAAGACAAUUGUCCGCCGAGGCUCCCCUCCCCAGGGUUUACUUUGAGUUGACCGCUGGUGGUGAGAAGCUAGGACGGAUUACUAUGGAGCUAAGAAGUGACGUUGUUCCUAAAACUGCAGAGAACUUCAGAGCUCUGUGCACUGGAGAAAAGGGGUUUGGAUAUAAGGGAUCUAUCUUCCACCGUGUAAUCCCCCAGUUUAUGUGCCAGGGAGGAGAUUUUACUAAUUUUAAUGGAACCGGGGGAAAAUCUAUUUAUGGAGCCAAGUUCCGGGAUGAAAACUUUCAGUUGAAGCACACUGGACCCGGUAUUCUCUCCAUGGCCAACGCUGGACCUAACACCAACGGAUCCCAGUUCUUUAUCUGCACCGUCAAGACCGAGUGGUUGGACGGCAAGCAUGUCGUCUUCGGCCAUAUCGUAGAGGGGAUGGAUAUAAUCAAAAAGGUUGAAAGCUACGGAUCCAGGUCCGGUAAAACAUCCAAGCAGAUCGUUGUUGAAGACUGCGGAGAAGUUGCAGCGUAAUCCGCAAAAUCAUGGAAUAUUUAAACUUUUAUUCGCGAAAUUUUCUGUAUUUUGCUCUUGUUCAGUACACUUAAUUCAUUCAGAUUAAGAUAUCAGUAUGUGAUAACUGUUUUGUCUGUUACUUUCAGAA
Messenger RNA from Eurytemora carolleeae, 775 nucleotides. Its product is annotated as peptidyl-prolyl cis-trans isomerase. Bases 22 to 645 code for a protein of 207 amino acids. The record is from RefSeq and is a predicted model, not a curated record. Gene Ontology annotation, biological process: protein folding; protein peptidyl-prolyl isomerization. Gene Ontology annotation, molecular function: peptidyl-prolyl cis-trans isomerase activity. NCBI's taxonomy places the organism in Eukaryota, Metazoa, Arthropoda, Copepoda, Calanoida, Temoridae. The transcript is spliced from 6 exons.